AUGUGGCUUCCCACUGAAAAAACGAAUAUGUGCGGCUCAAAGCAAUGCUACAGUUCACAGAAGAGCUUCACUGCAACUCUCAACUGGGGUUUGUAUUUUGAGAAAUACAUUCAUGGCCCAGUAACGGGUGUUUUCGUAAAGGACACGGUCCGCCUUGGUUCGUUCACCACCGAACAGAUCUUUGCAGAGGUGAAUGAUGUUUCUGGGUUAGGCGAAAUGUAUGUUGAGGCAGAGUGGGAUGGUGUCAUUGGGAUGGGAUGGCCUUCCGUUUUCGGAUUCGCUAUUAGGCCAACGAUAUUUUCUCUCUUUAACAGUUAUGAAAAUAUUCCAAACCAGUUCGCUUUUUAUUUGCCCAAGAAUCCCGAUAUAAAAGGUGAGCUUGUACUCGGUGGGUAUGAUCCUAACCAUUUUUACGAUGACCUCAUUACUGAAAGGGUAACAUCCACUACCCGCUGGACGGUCGUCAUUUUUUCAGUGAAUAUUGGCUAUACGGUUCUUAACUGCAUGGUUACAGCUGUUAUAGAUUCGGGUUCCACAUUUUUCAAUGUACCGAAGGCAGCUUUUGAAAAAAUUGUUCAUGAAACUGGCACGAAAAUGAAUCAAGGAGGGUAUAUAAUUGACUGCAUGAGGGUGCCUUUUCUCCCAAAUAUUGAGUUGGAAAUUGGUGGUUCAAUAUGGAUUUUCACUGGUGAAGACUACACAAUUAACAUGGGAAAUAAAAUAUGCAUCCUUGCAAUAUCCCCUCUGGAAUCUGAUCUUGUUGAUAAAACAACCUGGAUUCUAGGAGAGAUUUUUCUCAAACAUAUCUACACCGUUUUUGACGCAGAUAAGUCCACAGUAAGUUUUGCUUAUGCUAAAUAG
Molecule: messenger RNA, 861 nt
Organism: Phytomonas sp. Hart1
Lineage: Eukaryota; Euglenozoa; Kinetoplastea; Trypanosomatida; Trypanosomatidae
Source: the annotation of a GenBank genome assembly